This is a messenger RNA of Mycetomoellerius zeteki, 1490 nucleotides long. Its product is annotated as DNA-3-methyladenine glycosylase. NCBI's taxonomy places the organism in Eukaryota, Metazoa, Arthropoda, Insecta, Hymenoptera, Formicidae. Gene Ontology annotation, molecular function: alkylbase DNA N-glycosylase activity; DNA binding. The transcript is spliced from 6 exons. Bases 27 to 1088 code for a protein of 353 amino acids. The record is from RefSeq and is a predicted model, not a curated record. Gene Ontology annotation, biological process: base-excision repair.
ACAGGUUAGAAGUGGCCUACUUGAAUAUGAUUUUGUGUAAUUUGUUUACAAUUCGACGUUUUGUCUUGUCUCGCGUAGAAAUUAUUCUUUCUCGAGCCAUUGGAGGUUGCGAAACGAUUAAAUUCGUAGCAGAAAGCAAUUUGAUGAAACGGACAAGAGCAGCUACGAGGAUUCAACAGGAGAAUAAAAUAGAGAAUAAUAAGGAUGAUGAAGAUACGGUGAUAUUAGAAAGACCAAAAUUGAACCUCAAGUCCUUACGAAAUCAGGAAUAUCGGGAUACUGAAAAUGUAUACAACACAACAGAUUCUCAAAUUUCUGCAUCCUCUAAAAGAUCCAAGAAUUCUCAGAAAGAGCCAAAGAUGGAAACUCACAUUGAAACAGGAAAAGAAAAGAAGGUAGAAAAGUUGAAACCGAACGCGAGUACUAGCAAAGGAAAACCGAGAGCAGUCGUGGAUUUGCAGAUGAUGAAGUUGGAAUUAAGUCAAUUAGAAGAUCCUCCUAUGACACCACGGGAGAAGGAAUUAUCUUCUGGCCGACUGCAGUAUGAAUUCUUUGACAUUCCCUGCGAAGAGCUGGCACAGCGGUUGUUAGGAAAAAUACUUGUAAGAUAUCUCGAAAAUGGAACUAUCCUCAAGGGAAGAAUUGUAGAGACUGAAGGAUAUUUAGGUGCGAUUGACAGGGCUUCACACUCUUACCAGAACAGAGUUACACCUCGCAACUUGCCAAUGUACAUGUCACCAGGAACUAUUUAUAUUUACAUGACAUAUGGCAUGUACCAUUGCUUCAAUAUCUCUAGCCAAGGUGAUGGAUGCGCGGUGCUGGUGCGAGCCGUCGAUCCCAUAGAAGGUAUGGAGUACAUGGCUUAUCAGCGUAACAUCUCGAAAACAAGGAAAGGCGAUCUAAAACCGCACGAACUAUGCAAUGGUCCUUCGAAGCUCUGCAUGGCAUAUCAACUUAACAAGCAGCACAGCAGGAUUGGAAUCGAUAGCUGUGGUCCGGAAUGGGCCAACAAGCCUUUACGUUAUUACAUUUAUGACAAUAAGUCUGUUAGCAAAAGAAACAAAAAAGCAGAGAUAGAAAUUUUUUAACUGCUCGAAGAUGAUCGUUUUAUCAAGUCCAAUCUGCAUGUUAUCAUCAUGAAUUAUCAGCACAAUAUAGUGUCCUAUUUUCAUUUUGUUUUUUUUUAACGAUAAAAUGCUAGUUUUUCAAUUUCUUAACAUUUUGCGGUAAAUAUACCGAAUAGGGUACAUAUAUUGUCAAGGUUAUGAUCCUGAGUAACAUCCAACAGGUUUUAACCGUCGCUCGUCUUUCAUUAAAAAGUUAUUAACAAAAGAAUUUAAAAAAAUAACAUCUCUUUUCUACCAAAGCAGAGAAUUUCUGUUCCAAAUAGUAAUAUAUAGAACAAAAAUUCUCUGUUUUAAAAUAAUUUCCUAAGCAGGGGAGAGGUGGGGUGGGAGUCGCUUCGCAUGGAAGUCGCGCGCCCCUGAGCA